Molecule: messenger RNA, 1188 nt
Organism: Arthroderma uncinatum
Lineage: Eukaryota; Fungi; Ascomycota; Eurotiomycetes; Onygenales; Arthrodermataceae
Exons: 4
Coding region: 1-1188 (395 amino acids)
Source: RefSeq, a predicted model, not a curated record
AUGGACGAAAUAUUCGCAAACCAUUUGGCUACACGCGACGAUCGGCGGCUCUUACUGACGCAUAUCCCAAGAGUCCCCCUCCUUGUAAUACUAUGGUCCUUCUUCGCCCUCACGACAGUGGUGAUGAUCUUCCGACUAGUCAUCCGAAUAUGGCUUCAACGACGGCUAUUCUGGGAUGAUGCGUUUGCCAUAUUUGGAUACAUAGGACUCGUUGCUCAAGUGGUCCUCGUCACUAUUAUAGCUCCAGUGAUAUACAUACAUCUCCAGGGCUUUACCGGACGUCCACCACCGGGGUACGGCGUGCAAGUGACAUUGAUGAUCCGCGUGGUGUUUGCGCAUACUAUAAUCUAUACUGCAAGCAUAUACUGCGUCAAAGGAAGCUUCAUGGGACUCUAUUGGAGACUUAUCAGAGACUUGCCCGGCUACCGAAAGCUAUGGUGGGCUUUGACAAUUUUUUGCAUCGUUGUGCUGAUCAUCAAUGCCGUUUUAUUCCCGGUGGGAUGCUCGACAUUGGAAGUCUUUCACUGUGUCGAUGACAGAAGCAUUAUGCACACCUUGGUCAGCCUCCGGUUUAACACCGCGAUGGAUAUCUUCACCGAUUUAUGCAUUAUGUGCUUGCCAACUAUCCUGAUUAUGCGCUCCAAUCUUCCUGGCCCUCAAAAGAUCGGUCUUGUCGUCCUGUUCCUACUCGGUUUUAGUAUCAUUGCUAUCUCUAUCGUCCGCAUUAUCAAAAGCAAUGCCUUCGAGAAACAGCCACCUGUCUCCUGGCUUCUGUUCUGGAGUACAAUGGAAACGUCUGUGGCGGUCAUCACAUGCUGCCUUGCAACGUUUAAAUCUCUUUUCAACCUGAAGCAGCGUCCUACGCACUAUUCCUACUAUACCGCAACGCGAUCAUCUCGCCGCCGACGCACGAAACACACUGGCCAGGCAGCUAACAUGGACAACAUGGGCUUGACGCUACCGACGAUUUCCGACCUCGAGACUGCGGACAAUCAUCCACCCGGUGCUCAUUCGAUCGAUAAUAAAGAGGCUAGCGUCAUGAGCCUUUCUUCAGACAGGAAGACGGCCAAGUCACACGAUGCCGAAUUGAAAGAGGAGAUCAUAAUCGGAGCCGGCGGUGCUCCCAAUCCUCAGGCGCAGACUCCACAGCCUGACCUCCAAGUACCAAGCAUGGUACAAGUGCGAUAG